UUUUCUAUUGGUAGCAAUAAAUGGUCUUUGUUCUCAUCUUUCACGCAGAUUGACGGAGUGAUAUUGAACCUUCCGGUUCAAAUGCAGGCUUUAGGAAUCACCAUUUAUCAACAUGGCUUUUAUACCGUUUUAAAAAUGGAGUUUGGUUUAAUAGUGAAUUAUGACCCAGGUCACAAUCUCUUUCUUACGCUUUCCCCUGAAUACCGAGGCCUGACUUGUGGUCUAUGUGGGAACUUCAAUGAACUCAUGGAAGAUGACUUUAUGAUGAGAAAUGGCUCAACUACAAAGGACAUACUGGACUUUGUCCUGAACUGGACAUCUGAAACGAAUCUUGCUGAUACUGGAGAAUCGGCUGCCUUUAUCCCAGCGUUGGAACAAGGAGAACACCUCCCUCAUUUUAAAGCUCUUUGCGGGAUCAUCCAGGAUCCAGACGGGCCGUUUGCUUCUUGCCAUUUCCAAGUUGAUCCCUUGUCCUUCUUCACAGGCUGCAUUUUUGACCUGCAUGCUUCCUCUGGAGACCGUAGCAGCCUAUGUCACUCUGUUCAGAUAUAUGUUGCAGCUUGUCAGAGGGCCAAUGUCACCGUCUCACCUUGGAGGACGGAAGACUUCUGUGGCCUCGAUUGCCAGACCAACAGCCGCUAUGAACUCUGUGGGGUUCCCUGCCAGGAGGUCUGCUCGCAUAUUUGGGUCAAGCUUCAUUGCCUUCCCACGUGCUCAGAAGGAUGCUUCUGUGACCAAGGAUAUUUACGCAGUGGGGACAGUUGCAUUCCAGAACAGCAGUGUGGCUGCAUAUACAAUGGGCUGAAUUAUAAGGUACAACCUUAGAUCCUGACCAGGUGACACCGUAUAAUAUUGGGUGACUGCCAUGGCAUAAAGUCUCUCCUGAACUUCCCUUAGUUUUGACCUAGAAUACUAAUCACCCUCCAUUUAAACUUCCAGCUGUGAUCUUCAAAGAAGCUACCUUGGGGAUACCAUGAUAGCUAUCCUGCCCAUUGAUAUUCUAUUAGAAACUAGAACCACAAACAUCAAAGAAGGUCUAAGAAACCCAUGGUAACCCAUGGUAACCCAUGGUAACCCAUGGCAGCCACUGAACUUGGCUUGUCGACUUGGUUAGGACACUGUCCUCUCAACUUCCUUGAAUUUUGAUGUCAACUCGCAAAGCAUUCCUGGCCUGCUCUUGAGUUGCCAUAAGCAAGGGGGGUGAUGGGAAACCGAUGAAAUGGCACAGCAGCCAAAGACAGAUGCACAUUCCAGACUUAUCUCUCUCAAGGCUGUAUCCCAGGGUUACCCACAGCGGCCAGAGGGGAGUGGUUUCUACAAUCCACGAAAUUGCUCCAUUGGCGAUGUGAUUGAUGA
Molecule: messenger RNA, 1356 nt
Organism: Ahaetulla prasina
Lineage: Eukaryota; Metazoa; Chordata; Lepidosauria; Squamata; Colubridae
Product: IgGFc-binding protein-like
Exons: 2
Coding region: 82-825 (247 amino acids)
Source: RefSeq, a predicted model, not a curated record